AUGACGCCAAAGUCGACGUGGAUGGACACCACUAACCACCCGCACCGUUAUCUACUUGUGGCAUUUGCCAUCUUCCAGUGCUUUUUGGGCUCCGGUGUUAUCUUUGGCUGGACGUCCCUCGUGCCAAUGCUGGAAACAGAGCGGAUCUACAGCGAGUUGUGUGCGAGUGGCGAGACGAUUUGCAAAGAGCAGAGCGACCGUCUACAGUACGCGUUCACAAUGGCAGUGGCCAGCAGCAUGUGGUCGAAUCUGCCCCUUGGUCUCGUGUUGGAUAAGUUCGGACCUCGAGCGACCAAGUCGAUGUCGUUUUUGCUGUUGAUUGUCGGUGUUUUGAUAAUGGGCAACGCACGCGUCCGGGUACACGCUGAUGAGCAUGAUCUGCUUUUGUAUGGAAUGAUGCUGGUGGGGUUCUCGGGUCCUGGUAUCCAGCUCUCUGCGAUCCACGUGUCCAAUCUGUUUCCCGAAGCAACGGCAAUCGUUGCGUGUUUCAUCGUUGGAGGUCUUCAGUUUAGCUUCUUCAUCUUCACGCUGUUGGAUCUCGCGUACACGCACCUUGGCAAGUCGAUGACCACGGUUUUUGAGAUCUACGCAUGUGUGUUGUUCCUCGCACUUGUCGGCACUCUGAUGACAGAGCCCGAUGUACCGUUCGAGGCUACCGCCAAUGCCGAACACAAGCUGUUCUCCCCCAUGCGUCUACCGCAUGCCUUCAAGGAAGACGAGGCAUCGCUGCUGCUGUCCACGCCCGAGUUGGAAGAGUAUCGCAAGCACCAUCACUUGCCGACUCACGAGAUCUUUUGUGACGGGAACCUGCGUAAUCGCUCGUUCCGGACGCAGGUGCUAUCCAGGCCGUUCCUGCUCAUUGUGUUCUACUUUUCCGUUCAUUGUUUAUGGUGUAACGUCUUCCUCGGCGGCAUCACAGGGUUGUUGCGAUGGAAGGGGUUUGCUGAGGCCAAGAUCGAGAGUCUGCUGGCCAAAUUGGCCUUCGUGUUGCCCGGCAGCGUCGUCUUCAUCCCAAUAGUUGGGUACAUCCUCGACAAGUGCGGGUACACGUACUCGUCAUUGAUCUGCACGGCAGCAGCGCUGUCCUUCACAUUGAUGCUGAGCAGCCUGUCAACCGGGUGGAUCCUAGCGGGGUUUGUGACCUACGCGUUCUUCCGAACCACCCUGUUCCCGCUUCUGUUUGCGUACUUGGGGCAUCGCUUCGGUUUCCAGCACUACGGGGCACUGUCGGGCAUUACGUUUUGCAUUGGUGGCAUCGUGGGACUCUUGCAGACGCCGAUUGCAGCGAUCGGAGACUUCCACACUAUCGGGUAUCUCCAGAUUGGCUCGCUCGUGCUCACGCUCGUGGCGCCGUACGUUGAGCGGCAGUUCGAGCAGCAGACCAUCUAG
This is a messenger RNA of Peronospora matthiolae, 1389 nucleotides long. Lineage: Eukaryota; Oomycota; Peronosporomycetes; Peronosporales; Peronosporaceae. The record is from the annotation of a GenBank genome assembly.